CCCCCCAGUCUUCCCCAUCACCUCUCACCUCUCGACCAUGUUGUCAUGUGUCCACUGGCUGCAGCCUCUCCUUGCCUUGCUCUCCUCCUCCUUGGUGUCUUGUGGACAUAGCUGCCCGCCCAGCUGCCUGUGUCCAGACCACCACACCGUGGACUGCACGGGCCAAGGGCUCACCCGUUUGCCUGACUCCAUCCCCCUGGACAUCCGCAGGCUGCUUCUGUCCGAUAACUGGAUUCCCUGGAUCCCCUCCGAUUUCCUCGUGCUCUACAGCGACCUGGUCUACUUGGACCUGAGGAACAACUCCCUCUCCAGAGUGGAGCCCGGGACGCUGAGCACCUCGUCCAGGCUCGUCUUCCUGGACCUGGGCAGCAAUAACUUGACAGAGAUUCCCUCCGGCACCUUCAGGGACUCACGCAGCCUGAUCAAGCUGCGGCUGGGAAACAACCCUUACCUGAGCAUGGUCAGCAUGGACGCCUUCUUGGGCCUGACCUCCCUGCGGGAGCUGGAGCUGGACCGGAACGCCCUGUCGGGGCUGGACGUUGAGGUUCUGAGCCAGCUGCCCUCGCUGCGGGUGCUCCGCUUGGAGGGCAACCCCUGGGUUUGCAACUGUAACUUUGCCAAACUCUUCCUAUGGCUCCUGGAGAACCAGCACAAGCUCCCCACUGGGAUGGAGGGGAUGGAAUGCUCCCUGCCGGUGGACGGGCGCCAGCUGCCUCUCAGUAUGCUCUCGGAGGACAGUUUCCGGGAGUGCCGUGGGAUCCUCACUCUCACAGACUAUCUCAUCGUCAUCUUCUCUGGGAUCUGCGUCUCGGUGGCGGCCAUCAUGGCCAGCUUCUUCCUGGCCUGCACCCUCACUUGUAUCCAGCGCUGGAGCAAGUUCACCAAUAAGGACGACGUGGACGAGUGAGGAGAGGAGAGAGAGAGAGAGAGAGAGAGAGAGAGAGAGAGAGA
Clupea harengus (Atlantic herring) is the source of this 951-nucleotide messenger RNA. RefSeq names its product leucine rich repeat containing 38a (gene lrrc38a). The record is from RefSeq and is a predicted model, not a curated record. Gene Ontology annotation, molecular function: protein binding. Gene Ontology annotation, cellular component: plasma membrane. Lineage: Eukaryota; Metazoa; Chordata; Actinopteri; Clupeiformes; Clupeidae.